Mycotypha africana is the source of this 1563-nucleotide messenger RNA. Its product is annotated as high mobility group box domain-containing protein. The transcript is spliced from 4 exons. The coding region runs from base 1 to 1563 and encodes 520 amino acids. The record is from RefSeq and is a predicted model, not a curated record. NCBI's taxonomy places the organism in Eukaryota, Fungi, Mucoromycota, Mucoromycetes, Mucorales, Mycotyphaceae.
AUGUAUAAAAACACCGAUUUCAAUCCACAGACGUACAGUGAAAGAAAUGAUCACAGUUAUUUGUUCCAGCCAACCAAGUUUUCUUCUAGCUUAGACAAUUCUGACUUAACCAAAAGUAGAGUGAAGGUUUCAUCAAAUCUACAUGCUUCGACGUCUGUUUUUUCGGAUCAUCAGGUGGCAGAACCAUUAUGUUUACCACCAAUCAUCGAAGACUUAGCCCCGUCCCGAAGUUCUGUAUUGAGCACCACAAUUUUGUGUGAGCAUAAAGGAUACGGUCCCCUGAAUUCCAAGAUAGAUGAUGUUCCCCAAACUGCUAUUUUUAUUGUUGACAAUAUGACGCAAUCAUCAGCAACUUUGCUCAGCAUGUCCCCUGUACCAACUUCAAAAGUCUUAGUCAAUAGCAAAGCUGAAAGACAGCAGGUCGAACAACCUAAGCAUAUAGUGUCACCUGAAGCAAUUCGGGAGGCAUUAAAAGAGGAAAAAGAAGAAGCAUUGGGACAGAGUGAAACAAGACCAUUCUCUCAAUAUCCUUCUUUUCACACCUUAAAACAGCGAAGAUACUCUUAUGAAACGAAAACCACAUAUAGCAGCAACACAAUUCUACCCCAUGUAGACGGCCUAGUUACAGAGAAAGCAGAUACUGCUAUGUCUCAAGUUGCGCAUCAUAAUAUGGAGAGUAGUGUUAAACAAAUAUUCCAAAAAGAGCCAGAUGUAAUGUCUUUAACACAAACCAAUGCACAUGCUAUCAGCAUAUCUACCUCUGAGCAUAAUUUAGAUCAUCCACCAACUGCUCACAGUAACCCAGGAGAAAGGUUAAAAAGGCCUCCAAACGCAUACCUGUUAUUCAACAGAGACAUGCGUAAAAAGUUACUGAACUCUUCGCCUAAAAUGUCAGUAGCUGAGAUAAGCAAAGAAAUAGGCGAAACAUGGAAAGCCCUGUUGAGCGAAGAACGACAGCUUUACGUGAAUGAAGCUUCAAUGUUAAAGCAAGCACUCCGCGAGAAAUAUCCUAAUUUAGCAUACAAUCGACGAUCUAAAGCAGAACUUGCUGAAGCUAAACGGCUUACAAAGUACGGCAGAAAAAAAAAGAACCACAGCUGUUGUCUUCAGAAACAUCUACUCACAGUCAACAACGCUACCAUUGAUACCGAUAAGCAAACAGCAUAUCAAGGAGCAGUAGCACCAGCGUCAGCCAACAUACACUGUCUAACCAAAUGUGCUGAGUGUAUCAAUAGUUCCGCAUCAAAAAGAAUCAAAAAAAUGACUAAUCAUCAAAAAGAUCCCCGAGGCCGUAAAAAAAAGAAAACAAAGCACCCGCUUGCACCAAAGCAUCCGAUGUCUGCUUAUUUAUUUUACUUGGCAUCCGUUUACACGGAGGUGUCAUUGAAAUUCCCUGGCUCCACUGUGGGACCUAUUAGCAAGUCCAUAUCGCAGACAUGGCAUGCCAUGUCGCCAGAAGAGCGUUCGCCUUGGAAACAAAAGGCAGAUCUCGAUAAGGCUCGAUACGCCCGGGAGAUGCAAGAGUAUAUGGCACAGACUAAUAGCCAUAAUUCCGACUUUUGA